AAUAACUGCUUCGAAAGUGCAAGAGGAAAUCAAAGUGCCGGUUAAAACUGUAUUUUGUUGCUAGCAACAGAACUGUUAAGCUAAUCGGUACAUUAUUUCAUUUAUUUUGUUUCAAUUGCGAACGAAAGAGUUCCAAAAUCCGAGUUUGUUUACAUGCAUAAAAUGCGCUGACACUUCAAAAAGGGCAUACAAAGAACAAAAACAAAAAGAGGCUCUCUGUUGACAAGGAGUACAUAUGUAUAUGUACGCGUAUGUGUGUGUAAGAUUUUCUUUUCCUAUUGGUGGAUGACAUUCGGUUAUCGUCGUCUCCAUCUGCAGGUCGAAGCCCAUGAAAUUGGAAAGAAAAGUGCUCUAGCGUUCACAAUCUACUGGAAACUGAACUGAAGUACUGAGAACUAUUAUAAUAGUGCCAUUUUUUCUGGACUUGGACAACAAUUGCAAUUUAUCUUAUUCUUCAAUUGACCAAGAAAGCUGCAAAAGUGAAAUUCCUAUUCCUGGAAUAACUUGAGAUCGCAUUAAAAAUGCUUCGCGGAAGCCACCCCAAUCCAGCGGAGCUGGAGGAUCCAAAUAUUCCACCCGAAACCGAAGACCUAGCCAUCAUAAUUACUCAGUUUUUGAGUCCGCAACAAUUCAGCUAUGUGAGGUUGAAGGAUGUGAUGGCAUCCGCAUCGCUGGUUUUUCAGAUGGAACAAACCCUGGAGAAACACUGCACCAAGGACAAGAACGAAGGCACAUACCUGGUAAACCAGAAGGUCAUCGUGCUAUAUAAGCCUAUGAAUCCGCCCAAGCUACUGAGGGGUGUGGUGAAAAGGCGCGAGGAUGAUGAGUACCUAGUGUGGAUCUUGGAUUACGGCUUUACUCUUUGUUGCUCUUCAGGAGACAUGUGGUCCCUGCCCGAUAUUUUGACUUCAAACAUUUUGGAAAUCAAGGACGGAAGCAUUGCAUAUAUAAGACCCAUGCAUAACCACUGGUCCAAAUCUUGCCUUCACGACUUCGACAAGUUAAUAGAAAAUGCAAUUCAUUUGAACUUUGAAGUCGUAUGCCAGGGCCAUGCGAAGCGACAUUUUGGCAAGCUCAUGUUCAAGACCGCCAGCCAGAGCGAAGUUUUCCAGGAUGGCGCCGAAUUUUUGGUGAGCCGGAAGCACGCCCUCUGUGAACCCUGCAUGAACAUCUCGCUGUCAACCAGCUCUUCUAGAGCCUUUAGAUUUGAGCUGGCCGAGAUCAACGACCCGAUGAUUGAAGCACGACCCCGUGUCAAAAAUAUAAUCCAACUGGUGUCCUCGUCCAGUAACCAAUUUUCUCAUUAUCCUAAGAAUAAUAAUAACCUGCUCGUGGAACUGGAGCAGGAACCCAAAUACAGCAAUUUAUCAUUUGACAUCGCCAAAGUAAUGGGAAAAACGGAGUACUGGUCUGAUUCAAGUGAACGCAACUUGUCCCGGCCUUCAGAAAGGGCUUACAUAAUAGAAAAAGCCCUAGAAAAUCGUUCAAACGUCCGCGUACCGAUCUCUGGCAAGCUCAUGCGUAACGAGGUCUUUACCUCCAACGAAAUUUGUGUGCAAGCUGCCUUAGAAAUACCUUCGAUUCGGGAUAAUCAAAAUAAUGAAAUGAUUCAUAAUAAAAGCAGCUCCUUGGAGUCAGGCCUGGACUCAGUCUGGAACAAUGUGGAGUUUCCAAAGCGGUCGUCGUCACCUGCCACAAGCAGUGAGGCAAGUUUCCGUACCAUGAAGAAUGAAGAUCAACCUACCUUAUCAUCGUAUUCAUCGGAAGACUUCUUAUCGUUAGAAUCGCUAAAGUCUAGUACAGAAUCGCUGUUAUCCAACUCCCUGGAAGAGUCUCCUUCGAAAGGCUUAAAAUCCACCUCCGCUUUUCAGAAUUCACAAAAUAAAUUGGAGACUGUUGAAGCCACCUUUACCUCGUCAUCUGCCCCAAGCAGUGAGGCAAGCCUCAGUACCCUGAAGAAUAAUAAUCAAGCUAACUUAUCAUAUGCCUCGUCAGAUGCUUGGCAGGAGAAAUUGGAGGCAAUUGAAGCUUCAUCAUCGGUAAAGGGAAGAUCAAUAUCUCAGCAGGAUAAUCUAGAGUCCAUAUACAAAGGGUUGCCUUAUACCAAAAACAAUGUUCCAUCCAUAGUGCAAAAUGAAUUCAAAAAUAGUAGCAAAGCCAUGGAAACAAAGAAAAACGAACUUGGGACCAGAGCCCUGGCAGUGAUGGCUCACAGCCCGCAAGCGGUACAUCCUGUUAGCUGUAUUGCGGAGUUGACAUUUUGCAAGGAAAUCCGUAAAAGCAUGGGUGACCUCAACAUUCGUACAGUGCUCCCAAUGCAGAUGUACUCCUGGCCGCAUCUAUUGAACGGCGGAUCGCUAGUGCUGGUUAAUGACUGCGACAGGGGUCGCACUUGGAGCUACCUGCCCGUACUGUGCUCCUCGGUGUUGAGCUCACUGCAGGACUCGGCGUUCAGUCGCGAACUGAAGCUGGGUCCCAUGGCAAUCGUCUUGGUGGAUUCAAUAGGUCGUGCCAAAGCACUGGCCAGCAAUUGUGCUUCACUGAUGUCGAGCUCUGACACCCAGCUGAUCAAGGUGGUCAAUACCCAUGACCAUUCGAUGCCGGCUUGCCAAAUGAUGUUGCUCAAUUCGUGCGGUAUUCUGGUCACAACACCUGACCAUUUGCUCGACUUGAUGGGCCUGGAUAUAGCCAUGAUCGAUCCCAAAAGGCUGCAGUACUUUAUAUUCGAUGACUUUGAUCGUCUACAGCAGACGACUCCGCAGGCCUUGAAUAAGGUGCUGCAGAAGCUAAACGCACUGCCUACUGGCCCAUCGAUGCAGUUGAUCCUGGUGGCCCAGCAAUGGCAUGCGAAGGGGUUCGAGAAGUUGCUGAAGCGCAUGGCAAGGCCUCUGGCUCUCUUUGGCAAUUUCCUAGAGGCAGCCAUGUACGGCGGUCUCAGGCUGAAGUUCAGUCUGAAGAACUCCUCCAUGAAGGCGGACUUGCUGCUGCAGUUCCUGGCGGAGCAGAAAACUUUCAAGAAACGUACACUCAUAUAUUGCAGGCAUGGGAAAGAGUUGGACGACUUACAUAGGGUUUUGAAAACAGCAGGGCGCGAAUGCGUGAGCCCUUCCGAAGCUCAGAACCAGCAGCCUCACCAGCUCUUGGUGGUCAGUGACGAGUUUGAACAGCCCGCGACGGCAGUGCGGAACAUCGAGGUGCUCAUCCACUUCAGCCUGCCCCAUACAUGGUCGAAGUUUGCCCAGCGAUUCAGUGUCAUGGCUGAUCAAAUCCCGAACUGUUUUGCACCUGCACCGCAGGAUAAGAAGAAGCAACCUCUGUUGAGCUAUUUGCUGCUGGAUAAGAGUAACUCCCGGGAGUUUGUACGUUUGACCAAGUUCCUUCGUGACCAUGGCUUCGAAACGAACGGGGCCCCCUGGAUGAACUUCCAACCGCAGGAGGAAGACGGCAUUCCCUAUUGUCCGUAUCUCCUGAGCACGGGAGAGUGUGCGGUGGUAGCCUGCAGUAAGAGGCAUUAUUUCAUUCAAGGCGAUAUGCCGCUACCUGAGAAUCCCCUGCAGCAAGAGGGAACCGUCAUCCGCUGCAAGCUUUACGGGGCUUAUGACCCAGGUCACAUGGCCGUGUGGCCUCAGGAGUACCAGACCAAGGGUUCGACCGAAUGGGUGGAUGCCCCUUAUCCGGUCACUAAGUGGCUCGCGGCAUUGGAAAUGAGCAUGGGAACCAAACAAAAUGUGCAUAGUAUGUAUCGCCUGGGCGAUGUGUGCGUUAUUCACCACAUGGGACACUUUAAGCGAGUAAAGAUCGUGGACAUCCAGGCCAAGGGCAGUGUUACAGUCCAGAUAAUGGACUACGGCACGGAGUUAAUGCGCGUCAACUCCAGACACUUGCUUCAGUGUCCGGAGCAGAAGUUCAGGACCCUGCCACCGUUGGCCAUGGAUAUUCGGCUAUCGGGGGUGUGUGCCGGAGAGGGCAAGUGGAUGAACGACACCACCCAGUGGGUUCAGCAAUCCCUUGCCAACAUCAGCGACCGUCAACAGAUGCAGAUAACCGUAGACUUUGCCAUGCUGAAUGUGGUUUAUGCCAAGGAAGUGACCGUGGUGGAGGAGUGUCCCACAAUGCGAACUAGUGUCUACAAGCUGCUAUUGCGCAAGGAGCUGCUUAAUCGAGGAUUCAGUCAAAUGGAUAGCCAAAGUGAUAGUCAGCUACGCAGGAUGCACGAGCAACAGAGAAAGGCCAACGAGGAGGCGGAGGGCAACAAGGAAAACACUCAGUUAGCCAUCAGAAACGAAAUCUUUUCUGAGAACACAAACCAAUAUCCUUCUCCCUUAAAAAUUGAACCAAAUAAAUCCUUUGACAUUCCGAAGAUCAGUAAGGAGAAAAAGCCAGAGCCGAUGACGGAAGUAGGGAACGAAACCAAAAAAGAAUUUUCUAAAAUUGAUUUAGAGCACAAGGAGUUACCUUCUACCAAAACCAUUAAUAUUGGAACCUUAAACGAGAAUAUUGCUCCAGGAGCUGGAAGUGACCAACAUUCGACUAGCACAGAGGCUCUUUGCAACACCCUGAUGCAAGAGGGUACGAACAGCUCCAUGUUCCUUCAAAGCGUUCUGGAAGGAAUGGGGGCCAUCAACGAAAAUAAACCCACUGGACGUCUUGACUUAAAGCUGGAGGAUGCCCCCCAAGGAGCUUCCCAAGGUCUGUUGGCUAAGCCCGUGAGCCAGUCGUUGCUGUAUUCCACAAUAUCAAAAGGAGCAGUCCGUCCCAGAGUCAAGUGGCAUCAAACCAACUCCCAUGUCGAGCUGACCAUUGAGCAGCAGGUGCCGGAGUACGAGCUCUGUCUGGAGGGCAAGACUUUGCUCUACGGUGUUUCGACCAGCUCGCCACCUCAACACUUUGUCCUGCCACUGCUGGGCGUGGUGCGCCUCGUUUCGCAGAAGCAACAUGGCUAUUACCUAAAGAUUAAGCUUGCCAAGGAGGGCACACUGACAAUUUGGCCAACACUUACCAAAUCGCUCUACGCUCAAAAACAUUACCCCUGGCUUACCUAUGAUGUCGAGCGAACUGAGGAACCAUCGCCACCAGAGGGUCUGGUCAUAUGGGAGCGCUUAUCGAGACACCGGGUGAACAACGACGACUACGGCAGCGAGAACGGGGAGUACAACUCUGAUGAUUUUGAUUCAGGAUCCGAAUCAGUGGAAAUCUUUGACGAUUGCUAGAAUAUUUAAAUUGUAACGUAAUCAUUUAAAACGGUGACGGUCCCCUAAGGGCUAAGAAAUCAUUAUACAUAACCUCAAUUUCUACGAUGACACGAUGGAAUACAUAUCGAUAUCGAUGUUAAAAUAAUGUUACUAUACACAACAACAUAACCUCAAUGUUUUCAUUAA
Drosophila kikkawai is the source of this 5378-nucleotide messenger RNA. The record is from RefSeq and is a predicted model, not a curated record. Lineage: Eukaryota; Metazoa; Arthropoda; Insecta; Diptera; Drosophilidae.